Messenger RNA from Hibiscus syriacus, 3193 nucleotides. RefSeq lists its product as uncharacterized. The coding region runs from base 399 to 2903 and encodes 834 amino acids. Gene Ontology annotation, cellular component: mitochondrial outer membrane. The transcript is spliced from 16 exons. NCBI's taxonomy places the organism in Eukaryota, Viridiplantae, Streptophyta, Magnoliopsida, Malvales, Malvaceae. Gene Ontology annotation, molecular function: ATP hydrolysis activity; ATP binding. The record is from RefSeq and is a predicted model, not a curated record.
CAUUAAUAAGCAAUAUCCUCCCUUUAGUAUUUUGAUAGCAAUGCUAUAAAUAGUUGAAGAAGGCGUACACCUCAAAAGCUAACAACUUUAGUCAUUUAUCUGUCACAAAAAAAAAACAUCCUUUAAACCAACGUUUUCUUCGGCCUAAUAUAAUAUAUCUAAAUCCAUUCUCUCUUCAAUUCCCAACAACCCAUUAUCAGUUUUUUUUUUCAUUUUGAAAUCCCUCUUUCCCUUCCAUAUCCCUUUCUCUUGGAUCUUCUCUCCUGGGUGUUGUUAAAAGAAGCAAACUUUUAUCAGCCAAAAUAAAUCACAGGAGGAAGAAGAAGAACAGGAAAAGGUGAAUUUUUCAUUCUUUUGAGAAGGAAAAAGAAGGUUCUCUGUGUUAUUCGACAGGGAAAAUGGAACAAAAGGGGAUGUUUUUCUCAGCUUUAAGUGUUGGGGUUGGUAUCGGGGUUGGCCUUGGAUUGGCCUCAGGGCAAACUGUGAACAAAUGGACAGGCAACAUCACUGCAGAUGAUGGAAUUACUGGGGAGCAGAUUGAGCAGGAACUUAUGAGACGAGUUAAAGAUGGAAAACUCAGCAAGGUCACUUUUGAUGACUUUCCUUAUUACCUUAGUGAAAGAACCCGAGAAUUGUUGACGAGUACGGCAUAUGUCCAACUAAAACACAACGAUGUUUCUAGACACACACGGAACCUUUCCCCUGUCAGCAAAGCUAUUUUGCUCUCAGGCCCUGCUGAGCUUUACCAGCAAAUGCUUGUCAAGGCUUUGGCACAUUACUUUAAAUCGAAGCUUCUGCUUUUGGACAUUACUGAUUUUUCUCUCAAGAUGCAGAGCAAAUAUGGUUGUACCAAGAAAGAACUUGCUUUGAAGAGGUCCAUCUCAGAGGUGACUUUAGAUCGAGUGAACAGCUUGUUUGGUUCCUUUACACUCCUUCCACAAAGAGAACAAACAAAUGGUACAUUCCUUCGACAUGGUAGUGCUACUGAUAUUAAGUCCAGCGCUGUUGAAGGUUCAAGCAAUCUUCCCAAACUCAAAAGAAAUGUCUCUACAUCAUCUGACAUGAGUAGCAUCUCUUCGACUUCAGCUGUUUUCAAUCCAGUGCACAAGCGCACUAGCAGUUGGUGCUUCGAUCAGAAACUUUUUCUGAAGUCACUUUACAAGGUACUGGUUUCAGUAUCAGAAACCAGUUCCAUCAUCUUGUACCUGAGGGAUGUCGAGAAGCUCCUCCUUCAAUCAGAACAGUUAUAUAAUAUGUUUCAAAAGUUGAUGAACAAACUUCCACAUUCAGUGUUGAUACUUGGUUCGAGGAUGUUGUACCCAGAAGACGAUUACAGGGAGGUCAACGAGAGGCUCUCGGUAUUAUUCCCGUACAAUAUCGAGAUAAAACCACCAGAAGAUGAAACUCAUCUUGAUAUCUGGAAAGCCAAACUGGAAGAGGAUAUGAAGGCACUUCAAGUUCAAGAUAACAGAAACCACAUUGCCGAGGUACUCGCAGCAAAUGACCUUGAAUGUGAUGAUUUGGGUUCUAUCUGUCAUGCAGACACAAUGGUCUUAGGUAAUUAUAUUGAAGAAAUUGUGGUAUCGGCAAUUUCUUAUCACUUGAUGAACAGUAAGCAUCCGGAAUACCGAAAUGGCAAGCUUGUUAUAUCAUCCAAGAGCUUGUCCCAUGGACUGAAUAUAUUCCAAGGAAAAGCUUGUGGGAAGGAUACCUUAAAAUUGGAGACAAAUGCUGAACCUGCCAAGGAAAAUGAAGGUGAAGAAGCUGUAAGCGCAAAAACAGAACCAAAAUCUGACACCGCUGCACCUGAAAGCAAAAAUGAGACCGAGAAGUCCCUUUCUGGUGCAAAGGACAGAGAGAACCCACCCGCAGAAAAAGCACCUGAAGUUCCACCUGAUAAUGAAUUCGAGAAAAGAAUAAGGCCAGAGGUUAUCCCUGCAAAUCAGAUUGGAGUGACAUUUGCAGAUAUCGGUGCUAUGGAUGAUAUCAAAGAAUCACUUCAAGAGCUGGUCAUGCUCCCUCUUCGAAGGCCAGAUCUCUUCAAAGGGGGGCUUCUCAAGCCAUGUAGAGGUAUCUUACUCUUCGGGCCUCCCGGUACUGGGAAAACAAUGCUGGCUAAGGCCAUUGCAAAUGAAGCAGGAGCAAGUUUCAUUAAUGUCUCAAUGUCCACCAUCACAUCAAAAUGGUUUGGUGAAGAUGAAAAGAACGUGAGAGCUUUAUUUACACUAGCAGCAAAGGUCGCACCAACUAUUAUUUUUGUGGAUGAGGUUGAUAGCAUGCUGGGGCAAAGGACUAGAGUUGGGGAGCAUGAGGCCAUGCGGAAAAUUAAGAAUGAGUUCAUGUCACAUUGGGAUGGUCUAUUGACCAAAGCCGGCGAGCGGAUUCUUGUCCUUGCUGCAACCAACAGGCCAUUUGACCUUGAUGAAGCAAUAAUUAGGCGUUUCGAGCGCAGAAUUAUGGUUGGCCUUCCAUCCGUUGAGAGCAGGGAAAUAAUUUUGAAAACUUUACUGGCAAAAGAAAAAGUCGAAGAUCUCGAUUAUAAGGAGCUUGCAACCAUGACAGAAGGAUACAGUGGAAGUGAUCUCAAGAACUUGUGCGUCACGGCAGCUUAUCGACCUGUUAGGGAGUUGUUAAAGCAGGAGAGGUUGAAGGAUCAGGAGAAGAAGAGGCUAGAAGAAGCAGGCAAGACCACAGAAGAUGCUUCGGAGACAAGAGACAAUAACACAGAGGAACGAGUAAUCACAUUGAGGCCUUUAACCAUGGAAGAUAUGAGACAAGCAAAGAAUCAGGUUGCUGCCAGCUUUUCUUCCGAAGGAUCGGUAAUGGCAGAGCUAAAGCAAUGGAACGAUUUAUACGGAGAAGGAGGUUCGAGGAAGAAGGAACAGUUGACUUACUUCCUUUAGAUUGUAAAAUCAGACGUCCCAUUUCCUCAUCAACAUAGUUCUCCAUGGAAGAGGUGUAAAAAUUUGGUUAUUCCAAAAGCUCCUUCAACAAAAAUAGGAUUGUUCAACCAUACUCACCGGUCUCACAUGGAUGGGGUAGUAUCAAAGACGACGGGAAGCUCCGGCCCGGAUCCGAAUUGCCGAACGAUAUGAACCACAGAGCUCUUGUUAGGGUGUGUGAAAUGCAUUGAUAUAUAUAUAUAUAUAUGACAUUUGUACAUGAUGCUUAGAAAAGGGUUUUUGGGAAAAGA